This is a messenger RNA of Blastomyces dermatitidis ER-3, 1797 nucleotides long. Its product is annotated as serine/threonine protein kinase. Lineage: Eukaryota; Fungi; Ascomycota; Eurotiomycetes; Onygenales; Ajellomycetaceae. The transcript is spliced from 6 exons. Gene Ontology annotation, biological process: mitotic DNA damage checkpoint signaling; protein phosphorylation. The record is from RefSeq and is a predicted model, not a curated record. Gene Ontology annotation, molecular function: ATP binding; protein serine/threonine kinase activity. Gene Ontology annotation, cellular component: cytoplasm; nucleus. The coding region runs from base 197 to 1372 and encodes 391 amino acids.
CGGAUUACGGAAAUUCCCAAUCUUUUUAUUAUUUUAUUUUUCAUUUUUGGGUUGGAAAGCGGCCCGCUGCCUAACUUAUAACUAUAUUAGACUCGAGCCCUCGAAAAUUUUCCGAUUCAGAAUUUGAUUUUUAUCUGUAUGCUACGGCUAAAUUAUUCAUCCCUAGAAACCUCCAACACCAUACAUUGACCCAGCAAUGGAACCAACACUGCAACCGAAGCAGUAUCCUGUAAAGAAACAUCAAGCUUCUGACUCACCUGGUUGGGACACAACACUUUUUCAGGGUAGCGAAUGCGAGUUUCUGCAUGAGUAUACUGAUGAAGGCCUAUGUCCUGUUUUGAUUGAUGAUUUGCUUGGUGGCUCAGACUUGAUUCAUAAAGGAAAGCUGUGUUCUUUCAGGAUCAUUGGAAAGCUGGGAAGAGGAUCUUAUUCUACUGUUUGGUUGGGAAGAGACAUCAAUUCUGGUGAAUACCUUGCCCUCAAAAUUCUACGACUUGAGUAUAGCACUCCAGACAACUCUGAGAUGAGUAUUCUACAGAAGCUUGGAAAACUUGAGGUUGCCUUUUUCCACACUCAUGUCCCCACACAAGAUCAAUUUCUCUGUCUUGGCCUAAAGCCACUUGGGUGUACUCUUCGGGAGAGGUUUAAUGCUGAAGUUGAUGCACCUGGUGAUGUUCCUUCUCUCACCAUAUUAGUGAGGACGAUCUUGAUGAAGGUGCUUACUUUUCAUCAGAAGGGAAUAUGCCAUGGUGACAUUAGCCCCAAUAAUAUUUCUCUAGGGGUACAUCCUGAAGCUUUUACCAAUGAAGCAUUGGUCAAAACUUUUGAGUUUGAUCAAAAAUCUUAUGUUAUACUCCGGAAUGUUUCAGAUUUGGACACACCGCCUCCACGCCCAGGUAAUCUGCCUGAGUAUAUCAUUCUCCGUUAUGGGACUCCUCUUAAAACAGAUGCACAAGAUAUGUCACUAGUUGAUAUAAUUGAUUUUGGCAAAGGGUUUGACACACCUUCAAAAUCAAAUGUCCUCGGGACAGAAAACUACUGUGCCCCAGAGCUGGAGCAUAGUGGUGCAAAUACUGCAACUGCGAAGUCUGACCUUUGGAGUCUAGGCUGUGUGUUCGCGUAUAUACCAACCUACCAGCAUCUAUUUGACAGGAAAAAUGACCUAACAUAUUAUCUCGCCGCCAACCACGAGGCACAGAUCUCAUACAUUGAGUCUCGGCUUUCGAUGAGCCACCUGAAAGACGAGCCAGAAUAUUGCCAUUCACUUGCGCGGCUCAUACAUUCUUUAGUACGAGUCGACCCAAAAGAACGUGAUCCGGAAGCCGCCAAGAGAAUACUUAAAAAUCUUGAAGCCUGGAGCCCCCAUAAAUAGCAGAAAUUCCCAUUUUAUGGUGUUGAAUAUAAAAAAAUGAGAUCAUCUUUGAUCUUACAGCGUGCUGCCACCCACUGAAUUUGCUUCGAUUCCCCUCGUUUGGUCUUUUGUUUGCUUCUCAUGUUUCAUUCCGGCUCUUCCCCCUCAUUUCUUUAUCUCUCUGCUUCUGUUUUUCUUUGAUUGACAAUAUGAGAGUGUACACAUGAUGACUGUUUAAUUGGUCAUGCUACAGAUCCUGUUUUGAAUAUUCUCACUUUUUAUACUGUAAUGAAACAACUGAACUGCAAAAUUUACAGACCUCUUGACUGUUCUUUACAAGUAGUGUUCUCAGUAGUAUUCUAGAGAAUAGAGGAAAUCUGGUAUGAAUAUUCUAAAGAAUAGGGGGUAUUUUACCUAGAAGUGAUAUCUAGCAUGACCAGAUCAUG